This is a messenger RNA of Drosophila takahashii, 892 nucleotides long. RefSeq lists its product as uncharacterized. Lineage: Eukaryota; Metazoa; Arthropoda; Insecta; Diptera; Drosophilidae. The record is from RefSeq and is a predicted model, not a curated record.
AUGUACAGGACGUUUGCUUUGCUGUUAACCCUUGUGGCUGCGGCCAGUGCUGCCAGCUUUAGUCGGGAUUACUUGCCACGCCCACCGGCGACGGCCAAGGGGGCGUACGUCUAUGCCACGCCCCCGCCCAGCACGAUGGCCCAGCUGCGCCGGAUAAUCCAAGGUCACCUGGAGCGCUUCCAGCAGGCGGAUGAGGCGCACUUUUCCCGGCGAGCGAAUGUUCAGCUGGGAAAAUCGGAAGAGAGGAAACCGCAGGCGAUGCAAUUGUGGGUGGUUCGCACGCCCACUCUGCCGCUGAUUUCCGCGGCGGCCUCGGAAAACUCACUGGAUUACGCGCUGGCACCCAACACACCCACUCCCAAGGACUAUGCGCACAAGUUCCUGCCGGAGGGCAAGGAUGUGGUACCCGGAAGUUCUUACAUUCCGCUGCGGUUGCUGGUGAUAAAGCGAUGAUGAGUUCGGAAUUCUGAAAUAUUGGGCGGCGGCGGCGGCUUGGCUUUUGUUGUUCGAAAAACAAGUUCCGGCGGAAUGCCGAUACCAGAUACUAGAUACCCGAUACCUAAUAGCCAACCAGUAGUUGGCUAAUUGGCUUUAAGCUUACUGGUUCUUACCGCUAGUUUAGUUUAGCUUAAGCAAUACCUUAGUUUCCUCUAUGUUAAGGCCCGCGUUCGCUAAUCUAAAUUAAGUCACCACAUCCCGGAGGUCCGUGACUAAGACUUACGACCUUAUCGCAUCCAAUAAAAUCGAAAUUAAGCAUACACAGCCACAUGCCGUCGUAAUCUAUGAAAUACAUUCACCAAAAACUAAGUUGUCGUCUCAUUUACAUAAAUUAGAAGACAUAAAUUUCGAAGUGAGCGGGGAACUACUUGGCUUUAAACGGUUAAAAGCUGCC